AUGAAUUUGUCCACAAAACCUCCUCGAAGCAGUGUAUCUGAACCACUAAAGAGUUGUUCAAACAGUCGGCGGCCAUCUUUGUCAGAUGAAAAGGAUGUUUUAGUUUUACAGAUAAAGAAUCUUCAAACAGAAGUAGCAUCUCUGAAGAGAGAAGAUAUUGAGACGCCCAAAGCAAUCACGGCUGAUUUAGAAGAACUUAGAAGAGAAUUUAGUAGGCAAAUAAAUGAUUUCAAAAUAAAGCUGCAAAAAGCAGAGCAGGACAAUGCGCGGCUUGAAGGACUUGUGGCGAGACUGGAAAGUCAAGUGAAGCGUUACAAGACUCAGGCGGAGGCCGCGGAAGCGACGGAGGAUUCUCUUAAAGCUGAAAAAAGAAAGUUGCAAAGAGAGCUUCGUAAAGCUCAAGAUGAAAUAGGCGAAUUACAGACCGUUAACGAUCACCUUCAGAAGAGAUUCGAUAAACUAAAGAGCAAAAGAAAAGAUGACACGUAGUGCAUGUAGAUAUAGUUUUGUUACUAAUUCAGGGAACAUUUGUAUGUCGAAUUCAAUGAACAGAACCGACAUAUCCAGUUUGAUCUGAGGCGAACAGGCCUGUUUGUGCAAUAAAACAACGUCGGUCGUUAUCACUUCCCGAUGAGUUUUGCCGUCAUUAACUGUCACUGUCAUUGUUAUAGUUUGUCUGAUUGGCUGGAAAUAGUUAACAAAGUGCCUCAGAAGGUUAACAAAAUAGCAGAGACAGUGAUUGAUGAAAAAUGACACCUGAGAGUACCAUAGAAGAUAAUUUUAUAUGCGCGAGGUUAUUUUAUAUUUUCCAACGUGAGAUAGACGCAUUUUCGUAAGGGAAUGUUUAAUAACUCGAGGGAAUGGUGUGGAAAACGUAAUGCCGUUUGUGGCUUGCUUACUUAUGGCUUGCAGACCAUAUUAGUAGAUAUGAAGCUAUUUUUCCACAAAUAGUUUCCUUUCAGUUAAAUAGGAACACAUAAUGCCUUUUGAACUGGCUUUAACAGCAUUUUGAUCGCUUUCAAUGCGCAGUAGUCAAUAAACCUGGUAUUCAAGCCAAAGUACGGAGUGGAAAUUAUUUUUACAGGAAAAAAAUUGUUGUUUACUUAGUGAUUAGUAAUUGUUAAUGAAGGGAAAUGUAAAGGUUUUCUGAGUGUAACCGUUUUGCUUCUAGGAAUUUUUAACACGUAGUUUUCUUCGACAGAAUCAAUACAUUGUUUCAUUGCUGAGCAACAGGAGACGAAAAUGCACAAACUUAUCGGC
This is a messenger RNA of Pocillopora verrucosa, 1260 nucleotides long. Lineage: Eukaryota; Metazoa; Cnidaria; Anthozoa; Scleractinia; Pocilloporidae. The record is from RefSeq and is a predicted model, not a curated record.